CUGCCCGUAACUAGGCACCUAUCUUUGGUACGCUUAUAAUUCAUACAAUGGAGUCCUUUAAGCCUUCGCAUAUCCUGGUGUUUGGUGCCACAGGCAACAUUGGGAAACAUAUCGUCAAUCAGCUCAUUAGCGCUUGGCCUCCCUUCCCCCAAAUUUCGAUUUUCACCUCCGCAAACACGGUGUCUACCAAGCCUGACCUGUUGAAUAAAUGGAAAGCCGCAGGAGUAUCUGUUAUUGUCGCUGACGUAAAAGACUCAACAGACGUGAAAAAUGCCUAUCAAGGCGUUGACACCGCAAUCAGUUGCCUUGGUAGAGGGGCUCUACAGCAUCAAUUCGAGCUCAUCAAGCAAGCGGACGAGUCUGAAUCCGUGCGGUGGUUUUUCCCUUCAGAAUACGGCACCGACCCAGAACACAACCCCAGCAGCGCACAUGAGAAGCCCCAUACGUUUAAACGGGCAGUGCGCAAGGUAUUUGCUGAGGAGGUGAAAAAUUUGAAGCCUACGUAUCUAGUUGUAGGGCCAUACAUUGAGAUGUGGGUUCCUAAAGACUUAGUCAGUGGCUUUGAUCUACAGAAGAGAGAAGCAACCAUUAUUGGAGAUGGAGAGCAGCUUAUUGGCUUCACCGCUAUGGAUGACGUUGGUAAAGGAGUGGUGGCUGCGUUACAACGCCCAGAAAUAUCUGUUGGAAAGGCGUUGAAGAUUGCUUCUUUCACGAAAUCGUCAAAUCAGGUUCUUGCUGAAUUUGAAAAGCAGCUUGGCGAGAAAUUCAAUGUCACUUAUGUCUCGCUAGAUGAUGUAAAAAGCGUUGAAGAUAAGUUCUGGGACGAAGGCAAUCCGUUGGCUGUCGUUGCGGCGCUGCGACGCAUCUGGGUUACAGGCGGAGCGGUAUAUGAUAGGCUCGACAACGAAGCUCUUGGGCUCCGUGAAGGCCAGCUGCAGUCUCUGGAGGAAGCAGUGCGCGACAGACUCGAUGAAAAGCCAUUUUAAAGAAUAGAUAGUGUGAAGUACCUAGUCAGUGCCAGUAGCUAUGCAUGCACUGAAAAUACUUGCCUCUCAAGCAGGUCGCAGAAACGAAUGACUUUAUGAUCGUUGAUGCCCCACUGGAUGUGCGUAAUGCGUAACGUG
Trichoderma asperellum CBS 433.97 is the source of this 1124-nucleotide messenger RNA. RefSeq lists its product as uncharacterized. Gene Ontology annotation, molecular function: oxidoreductase activity. The record is from RefSeq and is a predicted model, not a curated record. Lineage: Eukaryota; Fungi; Ascomycota; Sordariomycetes; Hypocreales; Hypocreaceae.